Molecule: messenger RNA, 852 nt
Organism: Rotaria sp. Silwood2
Lineage: Eukaryota; Metazoa; Rotifera; Eurotatoria; Philodinida; Philodinidae
Source: the annotation of a GenBank genome assembly
AUGGGACUUCUAGGUAGUAUUAUGCAAGUGUUCAUUUUAACUACUGUAUCCCAUUAUCGAAAGACUCCGUGUAUGUUUUAUUUUAUUAUCGCUUCCAUACAUGAAUGUGGUCAGUUUAUGACUGCAUAUAUUCCACGUGUUGUCGCUAUAUUUCUAAAUAUUGAUUUGACCCGUAUUUCUAUCGUUUGGUGCAAGAUUCGUUAUGUUUUUCUUGCAACUUUUAGUACCAUUCCUUUGACUUUUGAAUGUUUGGCUACUAUGGAUCAAUAUCUAGUCACAUCCCAAAAGGUCUGGCAUCGUCAGCUAAGCAAUAUGAAGCAUGCAUAUCGAGCUUCUUUAUCUGCUGUUAUUAUCUGGUGGCUUCAUGGUACUCUUUGGUUAUAUUUUCAAGACAUGUCACCAAUUACAGGUGUUUGUAUUUAUACCAAUACAGCGUCUUUUAUUUAUACAGUAGUAUUCAUUUGUAUUAUUAUUUGUGGCAUGCAUAUUUCAAUUAUGAUGAUAUUUGGAAUUUUAGCUUAUCGAAAUAUAAGAAAAACGACUGCUCUCGCCCGUUUACAUGCUGAUCGUCAUUUGCUGCUCAUAGUUUUCACUCAAGUCUUGCUAACUUUUGUUGGUCUUAUUCCGUAUACUGUGUAUUCUGCUUAUGCACUUAUUACGAUCAAUAUGCAUAAGAAUGUUGAUCAAAUAGCUAGGGAGACUCUUGCUGCUAAUGUCACUUAUCUUUUUGGCUCAAUCACUUAUGGAGGACGAUUCUAUCUUUUCAUGUUUUCAUCAUCUCGUUUUCGUGAUACAGUUAAAAGUCGAAUUUUAUGGUGGCGGCGAGAACAACGCAUCGUUCCUUUGGCAUGA